Oreochromis niloticus (Nile tilapia) is the source of this 1071-nucleotide messenger RNA. Its product is annotated as C-type lectin domain family 12 member B. The record is from RefSeq and is a predicted model, not a curated record. The transcript has 5 exons. Gene Ontology annotation, biological process: stimulatory C-type lectin receptor signaling pathway; positive regulation of natural killer cell mediated cytotoxicity. The coding region runs from base 16 to 594 and encodes 192 amino acids. Lineage: Eukaryota; Metazoa; Chordata; Actinopteri; Cichliformes; Cichlidae.
ACUUCACAGUCAUACAUGACUGGACCUCCUCACUCAGGUGUGAAGAAGAUUUCCUGUAGAUAUACUGCAGUGUUUCUGGGUCUCCUCUGUCUUUUCCUCCUUGCUGGACUCUUAACUCUGGUUUUCCUGUGCAAAUCUGAGUUGGACCAGGAACAAACCAGUUACAAAGAGCUGGAAGACAAACUUAACCAGUUAAAAGACAGUUACAAUGAUCUGGCUAAAGUGCGAGAGCAGCUACAACAAAAACUUGAGAUCACAAGGACAAAUAAGCUUCCGAAGGACAAAUGUCCUCUUUGGGUGAGUUUUGGUCCCAGCUGUUACUACAUAUCAAGUGAAGUGAAGACCUGGGAAGAGAGCAGAAAGGACUGCCAGAGGAGAAAUUCUGACUUGGUGAUAAUCAACAGUGACGAGGAACAGGUGAGAGAUAAUAAUAAAUACCUGGCACUUAUUAGUGGUAAAAGCACAAAAAUGUUGGGCUUGGAACGACAAUGCAUGAGUCAAACAUACUGCUUCAGGAUUAUGAUUCUUUUGCUUUUGUUUUGGGCAGAAAUUCAUUAUGAGCCUAGGCAAAAGAGUUUGGCUUGGCCUGACUGACCAAGAUGAGGAAAAUGUCUGGACAUGGGUGGAUGGGACAACUUUGGCCAAAAGCUACUGGUACCAUCCACAGCCUGACAAUGGAGGAGACGAACAUAUUGAAGAGGAUUGUGCCGAGUUACUAAAUUACAACAAUGAUUUGUUACUCACAUGGAACGACAUAUCUUGCUUAAAAACUAAUCACUGGAUUUGUGAAACUGUGUCAUAAUGGAAAAAUUGAAGCAUGAACGUUUUUUUAAUCAUUACAAUGAACCUUUUAGUGACUUAGCCUGAUCGAUUGAUAGUUGGAGAUGACUGGCUACUGUGUAAAUGUAAAGUGUGAUGUACUUUCAUCAUAUUUUUCAGUGAAACACUGGGGUUUUUUCAGCAUUUCAGCACCUUAUAUUAGUAGUUAGUGGGUUAAUUGUUUCGAGGAUGAACUUUUUCUGGUCAUUUGUAAUUUUCUAUUAAUCACAAUACAAGACAUUUUUUGGUUCA